This is a messenger RNA of Pangasianodon hypophthalmus (striped catfish), 3805 nucleotides long. RefSeq names its product leucine rich repeat protein 1 (gene lrr1). Gene Ontology annotation, molecular function: protein binding. The transcript is spliced from 4 exons. The record is from RefSeq and is a predicted model, not a curated record. Bases 1 to 1266 code for a protein of 421 amino acids. Lineage: Eukaryota; Metazoa; Chordata; Actinopteri; Siluriformes; Pangasiidae.
AUGAAGUUGCAUUGCGACGUUGAAGUUGUAAAUCGGAUGCUGCCCACAUUCGGCGUCAAAAGCAAAGGCAGAGGAUCCAGGGCCGUGCUGUCUAUUGGGAAACAUGUGGAUAAAAAUACACAGCGGACUAAUGUCUAUUUAUUGAUAUGCACAGCAAAAGACAGAGCUGGAUCCAAGUACAAGCUGAAGGAGAAUAUAGAGAAGUUUUUCACAUGCUUUGUAGAAGAGGGGAAAGCCACUGUACGACUUAAAGAACCCAUGGUGGACAUCUGCAUGAGUAAGGCGGAUACUGCCAGCCUGAAAACCUUCCUCUCGGCUGCUCAACUUGCACACAGAGGAGCCGUUAGAGACAGCCUUGCCCUCUCUACACUUACCCCUGUUCGUGCCAGAGAUGUGGAGAAACCCAAAAAGAAGCUCACCAUCAUCUCCAAGAAGGACUAUCCCCUCACAUCCAGCUUCCCCUACUCUCUGGAGCAGCUACAAGUGUCGUACUGCAAGCUGUCUAGGGUGGACAUGCGCAUGCUGUCUCUAAAAUCACUGCGAACACUUGACCUCAGCAAUAACCACAUCAAGAAGCUCCCAGACACCAUUGGUGACCUCCACUUCCUGACAGAACUGAUUCUCCACAACAACCACUUGGAGAGCUUCAGUGAAGCACUGUGCCUCUCCAGUCUUCAGAAAUCUCUGCAGCAUCUGGACCUGAGCCAAAAUUGCCUAAAGCUGCUGCCUGCUUGCUUUUGCAAGUUGCAUGAGCUUGUUAACCUCAAACUGGAUGACAAUAAGCUGGUACAGCUGCCCUUUCACAUCGGCCAACUCGCCAAGAUGCGCUUCCUGUCAGCUGCCCACAAUAAGCUCACCGUGCUGCCCGGAGACUUCUGCAAGCUGUCACUGGAGAACUUGGACCUGUUCGGGAACCCCUUCGCUCAGCCCAAUCCUCUUGAUCACAGCAUUCAGCUCACAUUACCUCUCAAUCUGGAGGAGCUGGCCUCCAGGGCUGUGCUCAACUAUAGAAUCCCUUACGGGCCUCAUCUCAUCCCCUUCCACCUUUGUGGUGACAUGGAACUGGCAAAGUUGUGCAACUGCGGCUGCAGCUGUGUAAGCUCGUACAUACAGACGGCUGUAAGUAUGAACCUGCACCUAGUGUCUCACACUGUGGUGCUAGUGGACGACAUGGGAGGCACAGAGGCUCCCAUUCAGCGCCAUUUCUGCUCCCUCACAUGCUACUGCCAGUUCUUGGACAGCUGUGUGCAGAGAGGCCUGAGCUGAGAAGAACAUAACGUCCUUGAGAGAAGAAGCUCUUCCUUCCAUUCCUGAACACAAUGACCGUUAUAAUCAGCAAUCCUGGUUGCCGUGGUUUAUCCAGUUUCUGCUUGUUUGUUACAGUUAUGUGUGGUAUUGCCACAUCAGUAAUGGAUUAGCUACAGGUCAGUGUUAACCCAUCAUGAAACAUCACUUGGUAUGAAGUACCUUGUGCUCUCAUGGUCAUAAUUUAUUAUUAUUUUUAUUUCAAAUUGACACUACAGAUGGAAAGUUGAAGCAGGGCUUAUUCUUCAGACUUAUUGUUUUUCUGUGUUGAAGGAGGUACAACCAAAUAAAUAUCAGAUAGUUUUAAAGGCAGAUUGAUGAUUAGCAAAACAAGGUAGUGUUAUGAAUUGGUCGAUAAUUGUCCAUGAUUUUGUGUAUGGCAUGGUUCUUGUUCUUUGGAUUUUGGUGUAUUAUCAAAUAAAUAAAAAUUUUUGAACCUCUAAACUGAAACUCUAAAGUUCAAAAUUAAGUACCAAAACUCUAAUUUCACAUUAUGUUGAACAAAUUACCAGACAGUUCAUCUCAUGACAGUUCAUCUCAUGACUGUUAAUCCUGUUAAUUGGAGAGCAAUGGAACAAUUUUAUUUUACCUUUUAAAACAGGAUUUCAUGUACAUUUAAUGGUGCUUAUGGAAAACCCAUGGCCUAAAUAUUACAGAAAUCGAGUAGGUCAGUCGUUGUCCUUAUUAAGUCUUAUUUAUAUAAGUUUGCAUCCCCACUGAUGAGAACUACUUACUUUAUUUUUAUGUACCUCAUUGGAAACAGGGACACCACACUACAAAAGUUAAGAUAAAGGAGAUAGGGAGAUAAAGGAGACUGUUGUGUGUGAAAUGGGAAAUUGUGUGUGAUCAGCAGUUUAUGAAACACUCAAGCCAGCCCUACUGGUACCAACAGCCAUGCCACAAUCAAAGUCACAGAGAUCACACUUUUUUUUUUUUUUUUUUUUUUUUCAUUCUGAUGUUUGAUGUGAAUGUAAACUGAACCUCUUGACCUAUAUCUACAUGAUAUAUCACACACACACACACAGUGGAAAUAAGUCUACACACCCAUGUUAAACUGGCGGGUUUUUGUGAUGUAAAAUAAAAUCAGGAAAAAUAAAAUACUUACAAUAACCUGGUUGCAUAAGUGUGCACAGAUCAGUGCAGAUCCAAAGGAGGAAUAAAAAAGUGUGGGGAGGGGGGUUAUAGCACUACCAGGUCAUUCAGGUUGGCUAACAUUGACACGCUUCUAAUGAAGGAACGCGCUGCUGUAUCGAGGAUUGAUAAAAGUGUUAAAAAAAUAAAUGGAGAUGGGCAUGGCUCAGAAAAACAGGGAGAAUGGCAAGGCUUUUGGUUUGUGGGCCAAAAAAAAAUCAAACAGCCAGGUAUGUGUUUUCAAUAUGGCAGUAAAGGCAAAAAAGUUCUAGCUCGCCAUCAAUCAGAAUCUAGUCACAAGGCUGCCAUUUGUGCACUCCAGCACACAUUCUCCCUGCCUGGUGUGACAACCACCACAAUGGAAGUACACGUAUCUAUGGCCGACCGUGUGUGCAAUCUGAAAGUAUGCAAAUGUUCUUUCAUAGCGGAGCAUGACCUGUUGCUCACAGUCUCACAACUGCUAGUUAAUCUGAUCCAAUCAUUUGCCAAAGACCAUUUGUAUGACUAAAACAAUGUACAAAAAUGUCAAGCAUUGCAAAAAGUAUCAGUUUUAUUUCGUAGAUUGAAAACAGCUUUGAAAAUAUGCAAACUGGCAAUAGAAAAGCUGUUCUAAAACAUCAUCUUCCUUUAAAACCCUAUUGGUCUUGAGUAUUUAAAAUUUAAAUUGUCAGUUAAAGGAAUAUGACUUAGCCUGAAAAAAGUUUUCAGAAGAAUUAUUUUUUUUUUUUUUGCACUUUAAUCCCUGCACAUAGUGUGUGGUGAUUUAUUUGAGCUUGGAUGUUUUUUGUGGGAAAGGGCUUCCAUCUAGCCACCCUACCCCAUAGCCCAGUUCUGUGAAGAAUAUGGGAGAUUGUUGUCACAUGCAGAGAGUAAACAGUACUUGUCCUAUAUUCCUGCAGCUCCUUUAAUAUUGCUGUAGGUCUCUUGGCAGUCUCCCUGUUAAGUUUUUGUGUUUUUGUCUUUUGUCCUUUUAUAAAUUUUGGAGGGACAUCCUAUUCUUGGUGAUGUCAGUGUGGUGCUCUAUUUUCUCCACUUGAUGCCUUUAUGGUGUUCCACGGUACAGCUAAUGAUUUGGAAAUUUUUUGUACCUCUCUCCUGAUCUACACCUUUUGACAGUGGGACCCUGUACAGGCUUUAAAAGCUUGCAUACCAUGGCUUCGGAAGUCAGAUGAAACCAAGAAGAUGUGAAGAAAAUCCGACAGAAACAGCUGGUCUUUAUUUGGGGUUAAUCAGAAUAAUUUUGAACAUGAGAUUGGAUGUGAUUGGUUCAUCCACCACAUCCCCAAUUAUAACAGAGAGUGUACACUUAUGCAACCAGUUUAUUGUAAGUUUUUUAUUUUUUCUAUUUUUCCCUAAAAUGUUUCUGAUU